Messenger RNA from Linum trigynum, 3935 nucleotides. The record is from the annotation of a GenBank genome assembly. NCBI's taxonomy places the organism in Eukaryota, Viridiplantae, Streptophyta, Magnoliopsida, Malpighiales, Linaceae.
UCAUAAAUUGAAACUGGAGAGGGAAAAUCAGCGGUGACGGAUUUUCUUCCAGUAAUCAUCGAAGAGAGGAAAUUUGGGGUUAGUGACAGCAGGUGGAUCUGCUAUCGGAGCGGGAGAAGGAAGGGAGGGCUUUGAUGGAGGCGCAACUCCAAUUGUAUCUUUCUCAUUUCAAAUAUCUGGAGUUUUUGGCAAAAGUAGUUCUGGAGCUUUAGGUGAAGGCCGUUGAAGAAGGGUAAAGAAAUUUGUGAACGAGAUCCCGUGGAGUCCUCUUGCUUUGUUUCUGGUGUCGAUUCAUCAUAACGGGCAUCCCGGGCUUUGAAUUGAAGAAAAAACCAUUUAACUCUGCUUUGGGGGAGGCCUUGAGAUCAAAAUCAUCUGCCGGCGGCAGCCAGUGCCCCACUUUAACGCUUCGAUUCUCCUCUUUGCCAUCACACGAAGAAGCUGAGUCAUAAUUAUAACUUGGCCAUAGUAUCAUAGCAACUUCACGGAGUUCUUGAGCCAAGCUCUUCAGCGGGGAUUUUGUCUACGGUAGAGAGAGCCAACGAUUGGAGAAGAAGGACAAAGGGGGAUCCGGUGAGCGAUUGGCUCCGAGGGUGAAACUUUUUCGUUUGGGCGGGUAGGUAGGGUCUAGUCAUAGGUUGGGUUAGGAUUUAUGAGGUGUUGGCUUAAGAUCUGAUGUGGUUGGUCGGCUUUCAAUUUUUUUAGAUUAAAAUUUGGUGACUCAUCACUUUUGUUAGCCAUGUCAGCAAAACACUCACGGUGUUAAAGGAAACUACCACAGAGUGACCAAAUGUUAAACAUUUAACCACUUUCAAUGACCAUGAAUUGAAUAAAUUGGGUUGAACCUCAGACCGUGAUGUUGGCUCUAGGGUUGUAUAAAUUGAAGGCAACUGGGAGAGUGAAAGGAGAGUUUGGUUGGGUUUGGUCUGGAAUUUUAGAGUUCUUCUUUCGGGCUCCGACACAAAACACCCAAAGGGACAGUACUAGAGAGAGUGAUCUUGGAGCUUAAUUGGAGACUUGGGUUGAUGAAUUAUACCCCUUCUCUUAGGUUGAUGAACCCUAGGUCUAGAUUUUUGUUUGUUGUUGAUGUAUGUGAUAAAUCCUAUGUUUGAUUGAUCAUUUUGUUUAGUUGAUGAAUGGUUUUCAUGAAUUGCAUGAGUUUUAGAUAUCAAUUGAUAUUUUGACCUAGGAGGGAGACAAUCCCCUUAAAGCCCAUUAUUGGUGUCUUUCGGUCACUCCUAUCAUAUGUUAUUUCGGGUAAUCCACGAGGGAGUCGAUUUGAUCGAUGUCUUGACGGUAUAUGAAACCCUAGGUUGAAUAGAGCACUACCAUUCAUAGCUAGGCCAUUCCGGGUCACCCGAGGGAGUCUAGCUCCUAAAUGGUAGAUGGAUUGAGUCGAUCGAACUAGGAUAGUACUUAACAUCGAUCCAAAUGAUAGAAUUAGGGGAUUCAAGCUAAGAGAGCUACACCUCUUGUAAUUAGCUAAGGUAGUGGUUAGGUUAGUAUAGAUAGGUUAGUUUCUUAAUCACUAUUCUAGGUUGGCAAGAUAACAAAACCUCAAGCUGAAGUAAGAUACACCUAGGAAACCCGUGAUUCAGUAAUUUUAUUCCUUGCUUACCCUAUACUACACCCGGUCGUCGGUUAUGCUUGACCGUAGAUUGGGAUGUGUAGUUAGAGUUGAGCCAAAUUUUUGGCAACGUUGUUGGGGAAAAUUCAAGGUUAUCUAAAAAAGGCUUAGGUCGUUACUUUAGUCGUUCUGUUUUGUAUUUUUUUUACCCACUUUUCGUCUUUAAGGGUGCUUUGCGUUGAUUGAUUUCUUCUUAUAUUUUUGUUUUUGUAGGUUGAAUCCUGGAUCCCAAUGGCUUCUAUAACGUGCAAGGCUAUCCACAACCACCCGAGUGGGGGUACCUCAGGGCUUCAUGGAGUAAUCAAGAGGGAGGAAGUCAAGAAACAUGGUUCUAUGGUCACCUCCAUUCCAAGAAGAGCAAGCAUACCCAUGGGGAUUUCAAGAAGCUUUCCCAUACCAAGAAAACUUCCUUCCACAAACCGAGGAGAAAUUCAAUUUGGAGUUGGCCAUGGAGGCUUUCAUAGGGCAUUCCUCAAGACCAUGUGCCACUCCACAACCGGAGCCAAGGAGAAAAGUGGAGCUCAUGGUGGAGCGAUCUCCCUAAGGCACCAACGAAGGAUGCUCAAACUUGGAUCUCCCACAACCCGAAGCGAAGUCCAAAUUGGAGCUUUCCAUGGAGAGCUUUGAAGAACAUGCUCCAACACAGAUUUCCACCCCCUCCCUCCUCCCGGUUUGACACUAGAAGAGAAGGUUGGGCAAGCUUGUGCACGCCAUCGCCUCUCACCAUUGUAAGAGCAAGAUGUGGUUGAAGGGACGAUCAAUGACAACCGCAUGGAGCAAGAGAACAUCACCCCGGAGAGCUCCCGUGGUGAGGAUGACCAAGAGGAUUGCGUUGAUGAUAUUCACACCUUUCCCAUUCCCGAGAACAACUUUGAAGACCAAGUCACGAGGGUAGAGAAGCAAGAGAACCUUUUUCAAUGAUGUUGAAUGGCAUCUCUCCCUCUAAAUUGAGCUUGAAGACAUGAAUGUUGACUCGCUUCUACCAUCACACUAGAAAGUGGCCAAGUGUAACCACUUACGAAUGCGUAGUAUAGCGGGUUUAGUUCUAAUUGUCUAGGUGUGAUGACUACUCCAUGAAAGUGUGUUACCUAGUGGUUCAAGUGUUGUGAAGGUUCAAUUAAACUAGUAAGCAAAGCAGUGAAAGUUGUGUUUAAGUUGAGAGAGGUCACCCGGAUAUGGUUGCCCCUAGACUGCAGUUAAGCCAGGUUGUAAUUUACCAAGUUCAAGUUCAAUGAUAGUUAUACUGCAGGAGGUUCUUAAACAUUCUCCAGUCUUGAUUAAAGGUCUUCAGACCCUCUCAAUCUGAGUCCCUAGUGGGAGGCUAACCUCCACCGGAGUAAAUAGAUUGAGGCCCUAACGAACCAAACCUCCUCUACCGAAGUAAAUCCGGUAGAGAAUAGUGAAUUGACUCCUCGACUAAGUCGUCAAUUCACUACCUUCCAUCAAAGGUACUCUAUCAACCUAGGAAAAUAUUUUCUUUCUAGAUCAAAGCAGAAAUAACAGGAAUUUGAUCAGGAUUCGUGACAUACAAUAAAUCAAACCUCAAUUGAAUAUAAUCAUAUCACUGAAUUCGUACUUGGGUUCAUACAAUCAGAUCUAACAUACAAAUCUAGGGUUCUUCAGACCCAGGUGAAUGAGAAAGUUACUCCAUAGAGAGAGACGGGAAAUCUAGCUCAGACGCAGAAACCAUACUAUGAAGGAUGGGAUUCAGCUUCUGGCAGUCAAUCAACACUUCUCCAAGUUCAAUCCGGGCUCCAAUGGUGAUGAAGAUCGAUCUAAGGCACUUGAAGAAUCAGGUUCAUCACUUUCUCUCUCUAGGUAUACACUUUGUCUCCCUAAAACUCGGAACCCCUAAAAAAUCAGCCUUCUUUCCCUUAAGAACCAGCAGGCCGCGAUCCCCAGUCGUAAUCCCCGGUCGGGUAUUUCAGGUGCCCGGCCAGGGAUUUUGAAACGCAAUGCAGUGGUGAAGGGCUUAAUACCCGAUCGAGGUCCAGAAUAUCCGAUCGAGUAUUUUCGCUCUCUGGCCGGGACCCCUUCUAGACUUCAGACGUCCCAAAACGCUUUUUCCCGGCCUCUCUUAGGAAUUUACCCGGCCGGGUAUUUUAACUCAUGGCCGGGUAUUUUGCUCUUCCAGCGCCCUUCUACUCAAACGCCAUCCUUUUGACCCGAAACUUGUUCCCUCGCCUUCACGUCAACUCAAAGUCCUGAAAUAUGACAUAAACACACAACCUAGCGUGAAAUCGGCUUAAAACACGAGAAUCGACUCUCAAACGGCUCAAGAAUGGAGGUAUAAACAUGUGCAAUCAAU